Drosophila hydei is the source of this 1027-nucleotide messenger RNA. RefSeq names its product calcium-binding protein P. Bases 374 to 832 code for a protein of 152 amino acids. NCBI's taxonomy places the organism in Eukaryota, Metazoa, Arthropoda, Insecta, Diptera, Drosophilidae. The record is from RefSeq and is a predicted model, not a curated record. The transcript has 5 exons.
CUUUUUAAGGGAGACCACGGUGCGUACUGACAAGAGUUAAGAUUAGUAAUCGCCUUUUUAAUAGAUAAGAUAACUUGUAUUAUAGAGCUGAUUUAAUUUAACGAACUAACAACGAACGAAACCCUAGCGUGUGUAUGCUAAGCUCUGACAGCCUUCACGUGUGUGUAAUAUAGUGCCGAAACGCCAGUCCGAAAGUCAACAAUAGAAAUAACUGCAACAAGUGGAAGAGUUUAUAAAUUAAUAAUUACAAAAACUAUUUACAAAAACACGACAACAACAACAACAAAAUAAGAGCCCAUCAGGGUUGUGCACGCAAUAAGGCUUUAAACUGGAGAGUUGGGAUAGUGAUUUCGACAGCUUCGACGAUUUCGCAAUGGAUUUUUGGGGAAUAUUCAUGUUUUUCCUGUUAACGUUCCUCAUAAUGAGCUGUUGCGGCUACUGCUGUACGAGCAAACGUCGAGGCACUGUACUCUCAACGCCCGUUGUGGUUACGUCGGCCACGCACACAGCUCCUGGCGGCUAUCCAGUUACACAGAUACCAGCCACAACCUAUCAACCGAACACCUAUGGAGCACCCUAUCCCGCCCAGACCACAGGCAAUGUGACCGUACAGAUGCCCAUGGGCAUGCCCAUGCCCGGAGCGCAGCCACCAAUGCCUGGCAUGCCACCGCAUGUGCCAGCAGGAGUAUAUCCGCCCAUGAUGCAACCGGGUGCCGGUGCUGCCAACAUGGCACCGCCUUCAUAUGACACAGCCAUGGCCAAUCCGGGGCCGAGCGUUAUGCCCGGUACUUAUGAGAAGCAAAUGCCAUAUAAUCCCAACUAUGCUCAAUAGGAAUCGUCUGACCAAAGUUUCUUUCUGGACAAUUGUAAAUCAUCGAUUCUGUUGAAAUGAAUGAAUUUUUCUCUUUAUCGCGAUCAUUUCUGAGUUGUUAAUAGCUCACACACUUACGUUACAUAUAUACGCUUUAGCAUUGCUUUUAAUGAUUAGCUAUAGUUAUAUAUAUAUAUAUAGAUUUGAAGUUACCAA